CUGCGUGCGCGUGUUUCUGCACGAGCAGUAAGCCCAGCACGUUUAGCGAGCGAUUUAUUUUGAUUUUCAGGCGGAAGGUGGGUCGUCUUUGAUUUAGGUUAAGAAAGUCGUUUCGCCCGAAUAGUCGUGUUUAAGAGGUGGGGUACGACCCUGGGUACCUCAUAGCUGAUGGCAGUGGUACGGGAGGGGCCCUGGAGGAGUCUGUGGUCAGGGAAGAAGGUGGUGCUGGCAGCAGGCCUCUCUAUAGGAGCCACAGUGGGCUACAUCAUUUACUGCCACAUAAAGAGCAAGAGUGCACAAUGCCAAAGGGCAGAGCAGUCCAGACUUUCUAUGCCCCUUGAUGUCUACAGAUCUAUUGCAAGACACCAGAGCACCUUUCUGGACAUAGUGAACCAGAAGUCUGGGGCUCAGGUGAACGUGCUGGGAAACGAGGAGGAACAGAGCUCCAUGUGCUUCUUGCUGCAGGGCACAGCAGAGCAGCUGCUCUUGGCCAAGUGCUCCCUGGAGAAGCUGGCUUCCGACUGUGAGCUCAUCACUCAUAUACUUGAGGUGCCUCACACGGCCUUUGGUAGAAUCAUAGGUCGUGGGGCUGAGACUCUAAAGUUAAUUAACCGGACAUCAGGAGCACGAGUGACCUGUCCACGGGACCGUGGCUGCAGCCAGCAGGAGAAAGGCAAGGUCACAAUCAUGGGAACACGGCAGGAAGUACAGCGUGCUAAGGAGAUGAUCAUGGAGAAAGUGCUGGAGAAUGAAACUGUGCGGAAGCGGAUAAGCCAGUCAUCUGCUCUGCGCCAGAAAAGGAAACCCCCAGUACCUGAGCCACUCCACAAAGUUCAGGGCCAUGAAGCAGACAUCUUAAAUGGAGAGAGCCUACUCUCACCACUGACUGAAGCAAGCCUAAUUCAUACCAGUGAAUCCCACUGGUUUGUCAGCAGUGGUGACCACACUGCAGAAAAUUCCCUUAAAUCGGAUGAGGAGGAGAUUCCAUCACCAGCUUCACUGUUGGAGGUCUCAAAAUUUGAGAUCCCUAGUCCAGACCUGAGCUUCCAACCUGGUGAGCAUUUGGAGGUGUAUGUGUCUGCUUCCGAGCACCCACAACACUUUUGGAUCCAGAUCAUAGGCGUUCGAUCCCUUCAGCUAGACAAGCUGACCGCUGAGAUGAGUCGUUUCUACAACGGAGACAUUUUACACGAGCACAAAGUGGAGGCGAUAGUUGUGGGUGACAUUCUGGCGGCUCCUUAUCGAGACCAUGGGACAUGGAACCGGGCCCGAGUACUGGGGGUACUGGGUUCUGGCCUUGUCGACAUCUACUAUGUGGAUUUUGGGGAUAAUGCAGAGCUGCCACGAGAUCAGCUACGCAGCAUGAGAAGUGAUUUCUUAAGCUUGCCCUUCCAAGCCAUUGAGUGCAGUCUGGCAGGAGUUCUUCCUGCAGGGGAGACCUGGACAGAAGAAGCUCUGGAUGACUUUGAGCGAAUGACGUACUGUGCAGAGUGGAAACCUUUACUGGCCAAACUAUGCAGUUACUCUCACUCAGAGCUGUCUUCUUGGCCUCUGGUGAAACUAUAUGAUAACAGCGAAGGGAAGGUUGUGGACCUAGGGGAAGAGUUGAUUAGGUUGGGCCAUGCUAUGAGCUGUCAGGAUGAGGGCGGUGGACUUAGAGAAGGGGAUGAGGCCCGAUCCCUGCAAAAGAUGUUGGAUGACAUGACUGGGGUGACUUCAGAGCUCAGCCUGUCCUGUAUAAGCUUGUCAGGUUCUGCAUUGACCUGGGAGAGGGAGCAGCUGGCAUGGUCUCAGAGCUGCCCCAGCUCGGUGGAGUUUGAGCGGGCCGAUGUGGAGCAGAACGCCUCUGGCAGCCUCGUGCCCUCGUCGUCCUUACUGAUGCACUCAACGCCCUCUCUGAGUUUCAGCGAGCUCGUCAGCCAUGUCAUCGGGUCCUCCAGCUCAGCAGCUUCGCCACUGGAUCAGAGUGUCUUCACUCCUCAGAGCCCUGCGACCUCUUUCGGUCUGCUGUCCGGAACGGGAGGAAGGCCCGAGCGAGAUCUUUGCUUACCCGCCAGCAUCCCUUCGCUGUUGUUGUUGUGGUCGUCGUCGUCCUCCUCCUCCUCCUCCUCCAUAGAUGCAGUGAGGGCUGCACUGGAUUUCGUUACUCUCAGUGACGAUGUGUUCCUGGGGUCAGGUGGUGGCAGCAGCAGUGCAGCGACUUCGUCCUCGCAGCUGGUCGAGUCUGAGUCGUCCCACAGCAGAAGUGAGCAGAGCAGCAUAAGAGGCAUCUGGUAUUACCUCUCAUCCUCUAGGGACUCCACAGAGACAUCGAUCAACACCACCAUGCCAGCGUCAUCCAGCGUGUCGUCGUCUGCCUGUCCGUCGUCAUCCUCCUGUCUGCCAGAGUCUGAGGACGUGACCCCUGCAACCUCUUCCUCCUUAAUUUGUCUGAGCUCUGAUCUCUCAGACAGCGCUGACAGCUCCAGCAUGACUGGGAAGUUGCCUCCAUAUCUGGAAGUGUGGAUGAUGUUCUUGAAGAAGAAUUUAACUGAGAAAAGACCAAAGAAAAGUAUGCCUUCAUAUUCAGAGCACCUGUGAUCACCCAGCUGGCACUGAAACUCAUGCUUCCUUGCAAGCGGGAGCCUUAACUUGACUAUGCUAUGUAUUCUGUGUAAAUCUAUUUAUUUAUUUAUUUGUUUUUGUUUGUUUGUUUUUGGCCAUUUAAAUUGCCAGCACUAGAGUUUUUAGCUUUUGUCAGCCCAUACUUGCCUUGCACCAAGCUGCUUAUGAACAGUGAAUUGAUGAUCAGAUGUGGAGUAGUGCUCAGGGAAUAUAGAAAGACACUCAGAAUUAUAAAGGUUGUGCAAUUGGGUGAUGUCGUCAUAAAUUGAGUUGAAGGAAUGGUUCUGUUUUAGUACUCUUUGUACUUUUAUUGUAACAUUGUUUUGUUUGUUUAUUUUGUGUAUUUCAGGGUUUGUCCUCUCAAACAAAUAAUAUAAA
Messenger RNA from Electrophorus electricus (electric eel), 2982 nucleotides. RefSeq names its product tudor and KH domain containing (gene tdrkh). The record is from RefSeq and is a predicted model, not a curated record. Gene Ontology annotation, cellular component: P granule. Gene Ontology annotation, biological process: piRNA processing; P granule organization; spermatogenesis. NCBI's taxonomy places the organism in Eukaryota, Metazoa, Chordata, Actinopteri, Gymnotiformes, Gymnotidae. Gene Ontology annotation, molecular function: RNA binding.